Messenger RNA from Eremothecium cymbalariae DBVPG#7215, 918 nucleotides. RefSeq names its product bifunctional triacylglycerol lipase/ester hydrolase. The record is from RefSeq and is a predicted model, not a curated record. Gene Ontology annotation, biological process: lipid storage. The transcript has a single exon. The coding region runs from base 1 to 918 and encodes 305 amino acids. Gene Ontology annotation, molecular function: lipase activity. Lineage: Eukaryota; Fungi; Ascomycota; Saccharomycetes; Saccharomycetales; Saccharomycetaceae. Gene Ontology annotation, cellular component: lipid droplet.
AUGGAAACGUACUUACGGGAGGAUAUUUUUGCAGAUAUCCUUCACAUCUAUUCGCAAUCAACGCCUCCAGGGCCUCUACUGCUUUUUAUACCAGGUAAUCCUGGGCUAAUUAACUUCUAUGAAGAAUUUUUAAAAUGCAUACAUGAAAGGAAUCCUACUUGGGAAGUUGUUGGUAUUGGGCAUACUGGAAUGUCAUCUCUUAGGGAGAAUAACUCUUUGUCGGGUAGAGUUCAUACAUUAGACGAGCAGAUUGAAGAUAAGGUCAAGGUCAUUAACGAGUUUGUGGAUGCGGGGGGUGACAGAUGCAUUAAACUUAUAGGCCAUUCUAUAGGGGCUUAUAUGGUACAGAAAAUAGCAUUACACAAAGGGUUAAGGGGUAAGAUCGAUAUGGUCAUGCUUCUCACACCGACUAUAAUAGAUAUACAUCGAAGUUCUAAAGGCGUGCAGUUGACUAGGAUCAGCGACUGGUUUCCAAAGUUCUACGAGUAUGCGUAUGUUGUAGACAGGGUUCUAUUCAAAUGGAUAUUGCCAACUUCCUGGAUCGAGUGGAUUGCGCGGAAGCUUAUAGGAGGUAGUGAUGAAUGUGUUUUACAGAGUGCACAAAAGUUAGUUUCAACUCCGGAGUUUGUGAAGCAGGCACUUGGAUUAGCACAGAUAGAGAUGUAUCAGGUGCGGAAUCAAUGGGAUUUUCAAGACGAGUUUAUCAGUUUCUGCCAGGCAAAUAAGAUUAAGGUGCGUUUUUUGUUCAGUGGGCACGACCAUUGGGUUCAUCCUGAUACAAUGAAGGAUAUUAUCGAGUUGUAUGAGGCUAAAUAUUCAAGUGAUGAGAAAGAUUUAUUGAACAUAACCAUAGAUGGCCACAUUAACCAUUCUUUUGUUGUUAAGGAUACCACGAAAGUCGUGAAUAUAUAUUUUUAA